AUGUACACGUCUAAUGGAGCCCUAGCCCAUAUGCCAUUAGGUCCAAUGCACACCUCUCUACCCAACCCGCACAGUCAAGUGGACCCUAACUCACGAGUUGAUCAACUCACACAUAAGGUCGACGAUCAAAACAACCUGAUUGACCAGUUACUUAGGCAAAUCAACUUGGACCAAGGUCCUAACCUUGGAUCCCGUCACGAGGAGAGGAGGACGCUCGAGCAUGCCGGCGAGCGGUUUGAGAGGUCCCAGGCCGGUCAGACAAGGACAAAUAAGCAGGGGAAAGAACGAGAUUGUGCAGACAAGAUGCAGACAGCUGCGAGCCGUACUUUCAGCCGGUCAACGAUUCGUUCGAGACUAGGUCCAAGGGCCAAUGCGCGAGAGAGGUUGGCCCCAUAUUCCAAUAUCCACACUCGCUUGGGCCCGAGAAGAAGUAUCCAUUCAAGACUAGGCUCACAAGGGGCACGAGUUCGUGAACAAUUGCGUGAAGAAAGCAACGACCGAUGCUCGCCAACUCACUCGAGAACCAACUUGCGAUGA
This is a messenger RNA of Prunus armeniaca (apricot), 537 nucleotides long. NCBI's taxonomy places the organism in Eukaryota, Viridiplantae, Streptophyta, Magnoliopsida, Rosales, Rosaceae. The record is from the annotation of a GenBank genome assembly.